AUGGAUCAUCACAGUAGUGAUGAAGACACGGACGCUGACUUCCAACUCAUUAUCCAGCGGAGCCUGCAGGAUGCCUACAAGCCCAGGACAGCUCACCAUGCACUUGAAGACAAGGGCUGCUGCUUCUCGUCCUUCUUGAGCACUACUUACAAGAAGAUUAUUGAGACAAUAGAGACAGGUAAGGAAGAUGCACUGUCCCACCUAAGCCAGUGCCGUUCUGCUUUUGCUGAGGCCGAUGGGCUGGGCUGGAUUCCUCUGCAUAAGGCUGCUGUGCAAUUAAAUAAAAACAUUUUAGAAAUAACCUUGAAAGCUUCCAAACCUAGUUUAUGGGAUCAAGCUACCUGCCAAGGUGAAACGCCACUAUUUCUGGCUGUCCGCAGUUGCCUCUUGGAAAAUGCCAGUUUUCUUCUCCUCAAUGGCUGCAAUCCAAACGCUAAGAAUUCCGAAGGCAGUUCUCCUCUACUUACAGCUGUUCUGCGAGACUCACAAGACUCCUACGAUAUGGCUGCCUUGCUGAUCAGCCACGGAGCAGAUGUCAACCUACGAUGUGCCAACAACAGAACAGCACUCCACGAGGCGGCCAAGCUAGGCAGACAGGACCUGGUGAAGUUGAUGCUGGUUUCUGGGGCGUUCACUGAUCCACGGAGCACCUACGGCUUUACACCUCUUGCUCUUGCUGCCCAAGGUGGACACACGGAAAUCAUGGAGCUAUUACUGCAGAAAGGUGCUAACGUUCACAGUCAGGCCUCAGACUCUUCUUCCGUUUUACUGGAAGCAGCCAGAGGAGGAAACCCAGAUUCCGUGACUCUCUUGCUAGAGUAUGGAGCGGAUGCCAACGUCCCCAAGAAUUCAGGCCACCUGCCCAUUCAUGUGGCGGCUGACAGAGGCCACUUACUGGCACUCAAGAUGUUAGUCCCAGUUACGGACCUCGCAGCCAUCAAGAGGAGUGGCAUCAGCCCACUUCACUGUGCAGCGGCAGGGGCUCACCCUCAGUGCCUGGGACUUCUCAUCGAGGCUGGCUUCGAUGUGAACUUCAUGCUAGAUCAGAGAGUUCGGAAGCACUAUGACGACCACAGGAAGUCAGCUCUGUAUUUUGCUGUAUCAAAUGGUGACCUCUCCUCAGUUAAGCUGCUUCUGAGCGCAGGGGCUCUCCCCAACCAGGACCCGGUUAACUGCCUGCAGGUAGCCCUCCGGUUGGGCAACUAUGAGCUGGUCAGUCUGCUGCUGAGACACGGGGCCAACGUCAAUUACUUCUGCAGAGUCAACCCUCUGCACUUCCCGUCAGCACUGCAGUACACCCUGAAAGACGAAGUCAUGCUCAGGAUGCUGCUGAAUUACGGCUAUGACACCGAGCGGUGUUUUGAUUGUCCUCACGGAAGCAAAGUUCACACCAACCAUGCUUUUGAAGGCUGGACGCCUACAGUCAUAAAAGAUACGAUGUUCUGUGAAGUAAUAACACUGUCAUGGCUCCAGCAUCUCUCUGGAAAGGUUGUUCGUGUGAUGCUUGACUAUGUUGACCAAGUUCAAAUCUGUUCCAAGUUGAAAGCUGUGCUCCAAAAACAGAGGCUGUGGUCAGAAAUACAUCUUAUUCUGACAAACCCUCGCUCGCUACAACAUCUGUGCCGCCUAAAGAUCCGGAAAUGCAUGGGACGCCUACACUUGCGCUGCCCAGUCUUCAUGUCAUUUCUCCCACUACCCAAUUGCCUCAAAGCAUAUGUCCUUUACAAAGAAUAUGACCUUUAUGGACAAGGAAACUUCACAGGAACUUGGUGA
This is a messenger RNA of Jaculus jaculus (lesser Egyptian jerboa), 1773 nucleotides long. RefSeq names its product ankyrin repeat and SOCS box containing 14 (gene Asb14). Gene Ontology annotation, biological process: intracellular signal transduction. Gene Ontology annotation, molecular function: protein binding. Lineage: Eukaryota; Metazoa; Chordata; Mammalia; Rodentia; Dipodidae. The transcript is spliced from 9 exons. Bases 1 to 1773 code for a protein of 590 amino acids. The record is from RefSeq and is a predicted model, not a curated record. Gene Ontology annotation, cellular component: cytoplasm.